UUUAAUUAAGUUUAAAACAAAGUUAGUUUUUAUUUAGUGAUACAAAAUAAAAAUGUUUUACAAUUUUAAAAAAUUAAAUCAAUUUUUUAUAAUAUGUUUGAUUACAAUAACAACAUCAUUGAUAACAUUAUCACUGGGACAGGACAGCCAACGAAAUUAUCGUUUCCGCGACUAUCAGCCCGAACUGCCACAAUCGCGGUCAUCAUUUAAUGGCAACAAAAAUAAUAGUGGGGUUUCGGGAAAUCGGGAGACACUGACACCGGCAAAUGUUGGCCAAUUGAUGCCUAUUUUGUUUCCCAAUUCACCACAAUUGGCUGAAAGAUCGUCGUCAUCCUCAUCAUCAGCAUCAUCGUGGUCGUGGUCAUCGGGAUCGGGAUGUUCGUGCAGUCAAAAUACUAACUGUAACGGUAGACCAGGCAAUUGUUAUACCAACUCUCAUAAUAAAACAUCAUCAAAGCCCGGCAACAACAACACCAACAACACUAACUGUGUUCCCAUUUACUAUCCAAACAACCCGUGCUGUCCUAUUGACUAUCAUUGCCCGCCACCAAAUAAUGGCCAGUAUUGUGUGUUUGGCCAACAAAAAUAUCCGAUCAGCCAAACAACUGUAGUGAACAUCGGUCGCAACAAUCGUACCGAUUGUCGAUGUCUUAAGCCGCCACAGUUGACAUGUAUUGAACGACCAACGGGUAACUGUACGAUAAACAGGUGCCCUCAGGGCUGCCCUCGUCCUCCUGCUGUCCACAAGCCGUGUAAGCCGUACGACUGCUAUACUUCUGGUGGUCCAAAGUGUUCAAACUGUAGGUGCAAUUGA
Molecule: messenger RNA, 814 nt
Organism: Oppia nitens
Lineage: Eukaryota; Metazoa; Arthropoda; Arachnida; Sarcoptiformes; Oppiidae
Product: GATA zinc finger domain-containing protein 12-like
Exons: 3
Coding region: 53-814 (253 amino acids)
Source: RefSeq, a predicted model, not a curated record